Molecule: messenger RNA, 447 nt
Organism: Procambarus clarkii (red swamp crayfish)
Lineage: Eukaryota; Metazoa; Arthropoda; Malacostraca; Decapoda; Cambaridae
Source: RefSeq, a predicted model, not a curated record
AUGGGGGAGUUGCGCGCGUGCAACACCUGCGCCGCGUGCAACACCUGCGCCGCGUGCAACACCUGCGCCGCGUGCAACACCUGCGCCGCGUGCAACACCUGCGCCGCGUGCUACACCUGCGCCGCGUGCUACACCUGCGCCGCGUGCUACACCUGCGCCGCGUGCUACACCUGCGCCGCGUGCUACACCUGCGCCGCGUGCUACACCUGCGCCGCGUGCUACACCUGCGCCGCGUGCUACACCUGCGCCGCGUGCUACACCUGCGCCGCGUGCUACACCUGCGCCGCGUGCUACACCUGCGCCGCGUGCUACACCUGCGCCGCGUGCUACACCUGCGCCGCGUGCUACACCUGCGCCGCGUGCAACACCUGCGGAGUCGCCACUGCAUUUCACAUGGAUAUACACAUCGAAAAGUGUAUCCCUUUUCCCUGUGUAUAUUUACUUUGA